Dermatophagoides pteronyssinus (European house dust mite) is the source of this 695-nucleotide messenger RNA. It is a transcript of the gene Mlc-c, whose product is annotated as Myosin light chain cytoplasmic. The record is from RefSeq and is a predicted model, not a curated record. Gene Ontology annotation, cellular component: myosin II complex. Lineage: Eukaryota; Metazoa; Arthropoda; Arachnida; Sarcoptiformes; Pyroglyphidae. Gene Ontology annotation, molecular function: calcium ion binding; myosin heavy chain binding.
CAUUUAGUUCAUUUUUUUUUAUUUGAUGCCUGUUGUUUCUGUUGUUUUUUUUUAUUGCAUUGCAUUGGUGAUUAACCAUCAGAUUUGGAUUAAAAACAACCAGAAAAAAAAUCAUUUUUUUCCAAAAAUUAUUUUGGGUUUGUAACUUGGCAACUAUGGUUAACUUUAGUGAAGAUCAAAUUCUAGAAUUUCAAGAGGCAUUCUUUUUGUUUGAUAAUAAAGGUGAUGGAAAAAUAAACGUAUCACAAUUGGGUGAUGUAUUAAGAGCAUUGGGACAGAAUCCAACCGAAAAUGAUGUAAAAAAAUGUUCCAGUCAAUUGAAACCCGAUGAACGAAUUGGAUUCGAAGUUUUUCUACCGAUAUUGCAGACAAUAUCCAAAUCAAGAUCAACAGAUACGGCCGAAGAUUUUAUUGAAGGAUUACGACAUUUCGAUAAAGAUGGUAGUGGUUACAUUUCAUCUGCCGAACUUCGUCAUCUACUCACAACAUUGGGCGAAAAAUUAACCGAUGAUGAAGUUGAACAGCUAUUAGCCGGCCAAGAAGAUAAUCAUGGCAAUGUUCAUUAUGAAGAAUUUGUUCGGCAUAUUAUGAGUGGUUGAUUGAUUGAUUCAUUUUUAACAUAACCAUAUUAACAUCAUAUUCAUAUAUUAUCAAUUUUAGAAAUAUUUAUUAAUUCAAUUUGGAAAAAAAAACAG